This is a messenger RNA of Paramisgurnus dabryanus, 6052 nucleotides long. NCBI's taxonomy places the organism in Eukaryota, Metazoa, Chordata, Actinopteri, Cypriniformes, Cobitidae. The record is from RefSeq and is a predicted model, not a curated record.
ACGGCUUCUGUUACCUCAAAACCACAACACGCACCUUCAGCUUUCUUCGCUUUGUAAAAAAGGCACAAAGUUUUAGCUAAAAACGAUACGGGUUAAAAUUAUGCGCAUUUAUUGCAGGAAACGGCUUGUCAGUGCAUCAAUUCGCAGUGACUUUACGUUACCUCAAACUCCGGCAAACUGACAGUUUGACAGCGCGUGGCCAGUUUUGAAGCGCGUCUCCUCACCAACCGUCGCCCCGUUAAGGAAACCGAUCUUUUGCUCCGCCGACACGCCGCCAACGCGAUUAGACUGCACAGCAAAUAGUGGCAAGAACUCUGAAACCACAUGUGCUCGUCUCCAAACCGGAGAGACGCGGUUUUAUUUGUCUCCAGAGAGAAAAAAAGAGUUGGCUUCAAGCCGCGCUGACGGAGACGUGGAAGGACGGUGGGCUCUUGAAAGGAGCGUGAAGACCGUUGGAUAUCCACGCGGUGCGUAAUAUUUACGCUUUUUUGGCACUGCUGCCUGAACAGUUGAAUUAAACGGGUAAAAUGUAGUCUGGGUGGAUGACUCAGUACAGUCACUUUUUGAAGCUGACCGGAGGAAAGCGGUACCGGCGAAUGGCUCUUUAAACGUGUUGAAGGUGGACGCGUUUAAGGAAUAUUCAGUGUUUAACGGCAGUGCCAAGUUGGACGGUCUCAACAAAAUUGGCAUUGUUAAAAAAAUGCUAAAUUCAGCUGUGUAACCUUUACGAACUCAUUUUACACCAAACGUGCUUUGUUGUCUCUCAUGGAUAAGUUAUCAAUUGGUCUCCAAGUAUUUCUUCACUGCGACCAGAUACCCCAUGAAAUGGAAUAACAUAAUUUUACUCAAACCCAUUCGAAGCAAACAGACGCAAUAUUAACGUUACAACGCGAGUGAUACGCGCAUUAAAAUACUAAAAGAAGAUAAAAAUGAGUCUCGAUUUAUUGGAAAUAUUAGCGUAACGCGCACGCGCCUGGAAGUGUCAGUCACCUGCUCACAAAGGUAAACGCACCUUUACAGAUCUGAGCUUUAAACUACAUUCAGAAUGAUGACCAGCGGACCCAACAUCGUCUACGAAUGGCUGAAAACCCUUCAGCUAUGCCAGUAUGUCGAAGCUUUUGUGGAUAACGGAUACGACGACUUGGAAGUUUGCAAACAGAUCGGAGAUCCAGACUUGGAUGCCAUAGGUGUUUUUAUACCGCACCACCGGCAGCGGAUUCACGAUGCGGUGAAAAGGUUAAAAGAUGACGAUAAGGAAACUGCGACUGGGCUUUAUUUUACCCUGGAGCCGAUGGCCCCGGUGUCACCUGUGUACCCGAGUCGUAUAGCGGAGCAGUACGAGUCCAGGCUGCGGGGCUCCAAGUCAUGGACUGAGCAAAGCAGUGACAGAGCCAGGCGUAACGUGGGGUACAUGGGGGCGCAUAGGAAUCUGACGCUGGGGAACCGCAAGGAGCUGGAGGUCUAUCCCAAAUUAAAGCUGAAGAUUAUGAUCAGAGACAAAAUGAUCAGGGACGGAAUAAAUCUUGCCAGGCCACCAUACUCUAAUAAGGACGGCUCUCUGGGUAAUAUCGAUGACCUGGCACAAGAGUACUCGGAGUACUACAACACAUACUUCAGCGACGUCAGCGAUCGGAUGGAGGAACUGCGAAAGCGGCAAGUGUCUCAAGAGCUAGACAUGGAAAAAGCAGACACCAGCCCCGGCUCUUCACAGAUCCGCUCAGACAUCCAGGAGUCAUUUGGCUUCAGCAGUGAGGUGUCCACACCAGAGACAGAAAAAAAAAUUCCCCUACACAAGUCCAGCUCUGAGGAUGGAUCAGGGAAAUGGGACAACAAGAAGAAAAACAAAUCCUUCUGGCAGAACUUCCGAAAGUCACAGAAAGGAAUCACAAGGCAAACGUCAAAAGGAGAGGAUGUUGGCUAUUUGGCCAGUGAGAUCACCAUGAGUGAUGAAGAACGGAUCCAACUGAUGAUGAUGGUCAAAGAGAAAAUGAUCACAGUGGAAGAGGCGUUGGCACGGUUAAAGGAAUAUGAGAGGAACAGACAGUUGAGCAGCAGUACAGACACAUCAGAGUGGACUGAUGGAUCCAGUCCCACUGUUAACCUCUCCUCCGCCUGCAAUUCUGUGGAUCAGUCAGAUGAUGAGCAGGAGGACUCGAAGUUCAAAAGGCUUCACAAGCUGGUCAACUCAACACGACGUGUCCGCAAGAAACUCAUCAAAGUGGAUGAUAGCAAAAGGCACGGUUCGCAAGAUUCCUUGAGUCUGGAUGCAACCCCCAUAUGUGAUGACUCAAACGCACUGUACGCCGGAGUCCACAAGAAGCCAGCUGUGUGCACAGACUCCUCUUUGUCUUCCCUUGCCCAAGAGCAGCUUUCUCUGGAUGGGGACACGGACAGUUUGACCACUUCUCCUUCAACCAGCAGUCUUGAGGCUUGGAAACCCACACAUAAAUUAGUGAAAACCCAAAGCGCACACCCCCACGGGCUGAUCCGCCCGCCUCGAAAGAGCAGUGCCGGAUCUGGACUAGGUUUGGUGGGGGGCAGCGGCUCCUCUUUCUCCGAAUUGGAGAGUUUGGGGGACGACAACGUUAAAGUGUCCUGCUCUGCAACAGACGCAGAAAUGCGAAAAGCCUUGUCAUCUCUGUCUCAUGGGGUAAGUACUGACAGCGUCUACGCUUUUUAUGGCCUCACCAGGCCCCGCCCAAAGCCACACCCCCUUUUGGUGUCUUUAGAUGAUAUUAACAGCACCAAGCGGCCGCCCAUUUCUACAUGGCAACGCAAUAAACCUGACCCGAACUAUGCGUACUCUACCAAGCACUUGCUUUACCAGCGUUCCUGCAAUGCUAAGAAAAUCAACUCUCCUUCCGCCACCCUUCCCACCUCCCCUUCUGCUCGGGCAUUGCCAUUGGCCAGGGAGAAGGGCAAGAGCUGUGGGAGCGGGGUAGUGGGCAGCUGGUUGUUUCCACCUCGGCGUCUGAAGGGAAGGACGGCGGUUAGCGAGCUCAACAUUACGUAUGUGGUGGAACGCAGCCUGUAUGGCCACCUGAAUUGGACCGGGUUGGUUAGGCCCGUCACGCUGAGCAAGGCCGACAGACGUUGGCUUCUGGAGGACGAAAAAGAAGCGAACCAGAAGUGGGCAUCCAGCAUGGAUCGUUGUACCAAGCGAGUCCUCUUGCGCAUCCAGCAGAAGUCUAGAACAUGUAGCUUUGGAGGAUUUGACCUAUCUAAUCGUUCCCUACAUGUGGUCAACACAGCGUCUGAGUCGAGCGAGCAAGAGGCUCUGUACAGAGACCCUGUCAAAUCACCCACCACAUCUCGCAUCUCUCUAGGGAAGAAAGUCAAGUCUGUCAAAGAAACUAUGAGGAAACGCAUGUCCAAGAAAUAUGCUGGUUCUCUCUCUGAACAGUCCAGUCUAGAUGGGACGCCCAGUUGUCCUCAGUCUCCUCAACCAGACACAGACUCUCUGGAGAAGCCCAAACUAAAGGCAGGAGGCUCUGUAGAGAGUCUGCGCAGCUCCCUUAGUGGACAGAGCUCCAUGAGUGGACAGACAGUGAGCACCACAGACUCAUCCGCCAGUAACAGAGAGAGCGUGAGAAGCGAAGACGGCGAUGAUGAAGAACCGCCAUACAGAGGUCCGUUCUGCGGCCGAGCGCGAGUGCACACUGACUUCACACCCAGUCCGUAUGAUACAGACUCACUGAAGCUCAAGAGAGGAGAUGUGAUCGAUAUCAUCAGCAAGCCACCCAUGGGCACGUGGAUGGGCCUGCUCAAUAAUAAAGUGGGCACGUUUAAAUUCAUCUACGUGGAUGUGUUGGCUGAGGAAGAGGAGAAGCCGAAGCGAGCCGUUCGCAGGAGGAGGAAGGGCAGGCCGCCGAAACCCAGCUCGGUAGAGGAGCUCCUAGAGAGAAUCAACUUGAAAGAGCACAUGCCAACGUUUCUUUUUAAUGGGUAUGAGGACCUGGACACUUUUAAGUUACUAGAGGAAGAAGAUCUGGAUGAACUUAACAUCAAAGACCCUCAACACAGAGCUGUACUGCUGACUGCAGUUGAACUCCUGCAAGAUUAUGACAGUAGCAGCGAUCCGGAGCGCAGCGCCCUCUCUGGCUCUCAGGAAAAACUCCUCUGUGAGGGACGCGGCCUUACAGCCGACUCCCCGCGGGACUCUGGUUGCUACGAAAGCAACGAAAACCUAGAGAAUGGAAAGAGUCGUAAGGUCUUGCGCCACAGUCGGAGUUCAUCUGGAUUUGAUUGUGGAGCUAUCAAAUCUCCAGACUAUCCAACUCUCCCAAUGACUCAUUCCACUGAAGCUCUCCAGCAGCAGGCCAAGAAAGAUCGCAAGUUCCCAAAGACCCUUCUUCCCCGGCCCAGAAAAGGUUUCGGUCUGCGUCUCAAGAAGGGCUCCAAAUCAGGACAAUCCUCUCGCAUACCAGUCAGCCGUAGCUGUGAGGAGUUGGAUGGUCCUCCGGAGGCCCCUGAGUCCUGUAAGCGCUCACAUUCUCUGGGGGAUCUGCAUUGGGAACAGGCGUAUGAGCAGAGGAAAGACCACCAGGUGCAGAACAAGCAGCAAAGCGGCAAUAAGGAGGAAGUCAAAGUACAUCCUGUACAAUCAAAACUAGAGGAUGGUGGAGAUACGUCUGGAAGAGAGCCAGGUUCCGUUUCCAGACCUACAGUUCCUACACAGCUGUCCCUUAGCCCGGUGAGAACCCUGCCUGCUUCUAACCCCUCGAUACGCCAACCUGUCUCUGCCCCAACUAGUCCUGCUCCACGAACUCAUCCUAAAAAACCACCUAUUCCACCUCCCGUGCCUGCUAAAAAGUCCAAAGAACGUCUGCCGAAUGGUGUGCGACACCCUCCGUCGCUUCUGUCAGGUUCAGUGCCGAAUACGCCGACCCUACCCCCAAGACCUGUACACACCCCAGCCUCCACACCAUCAACUCCAGUGUCACCGGUUGAGUCUGAAACUCCACCAGCCCUUAGUCCACCCUGGUUGUCUGAUUUGCCUGAAUCUGCAUGUCCUCAGAUCCAUGGAGUUAAAGUAGCCCUCAGCAGGAAGACCUCGCAUGCCAAAACAAUUGACGUGGAGACUUUACUGGAGGACAGGAUGAGAUUAGAAGGCAUCGACCUCACCCAGGAGCCUUACUCUGAUAAGCACGGCCGGUGUGGUAUUCCUCAACUCUUAGUACAGCGAUAUUCGGAGGACUUCCAGCAGCCAGUGAAGGACGUGGCGUCCGGUCUGGAUCAGAUCAGAGUUAAACAACUGCGCAAGGAGCACCGUAUGGCUAUUCCUUCAGGAGGUUUGACUGACAUGUGUCGAAAGCCAGUGUCUCCUGUUAACUCGAGCUCUGUUUCUGAUUGGCUCGUGUCCAUCGGAAUGCCUAUGUAUUGUGCCCCUCUAUUGGCCGCAGGCUGUGACACGCUGGGUCGCGUGUCAUCCUUGAACGAGGCGAGCGCGAGGGAGGCGGGGCUGAAGGAGGAGCAUCACAUACGUAUUCUGCUCAGCGAGGCCCAACUACUCAAAGCCAACAGCAGCACAGUACAGUCAUAAUACUUACAUGACUUCAUAUAUAACUUUUAUGAAACUGUACAUGCCUGGGGGUUCAAGAGCAACAACUGUCCUAGCUGUUGCAUUAUAUCAAGAUACAAUUUCUAAUAUCUGUUAUUCCUGGUAUACUACAUACCUAUAAUCUCACAGCUGUCUGACGUUUAAAGAAAUGACUGAACUGGCUACCUAGGACUGUUACUGAAAGGUUUUCGGCAGAAAAGGUCUGGCCCAAAUCGAGAGAAGAAAGCACAGUUGUUUUUAUUCAGAGAAUUUAUGCUUUUGUAUGACUUUCAAGACUGUUCUAAACUUCUGGCUUUUUUCAUAAAGUGCGAAAUUUAUUUAGAAAAAAGCAGUAAAUGAAAAAAAAGUGUUUUUAGUACUUAUCGAUGAAGGAGAUGAGUAUCAAGAUGUACGUCACCUGGCCAAAGCGAUUUCAUUUCAUCCAGGUUUUGUUAAUAUAAUGUAACUUUUGUCUCGAAACAGAUGUAUAUUAAAUAUGUAUAUCAAAAGAUA